Molecule: messenger RNA, 4995 nt
Organism: Ustilago hordei
Lineage: Eukaryota; Fungi; Basidiomycota; Ustilaginomycetes; Ustilaginales; Ustilaginaceae
Exons: 1
Coding region: 1-4995 (1664 amino acids)
Biological process (GO): TORC2 signaling
Cellular component (GO): TORC2 complex
Source: RefSeq, a predicted model, not a curated record
AUGGACUCACUCGGCCCGCAACAAGAGGUGCAACGCCUCCAAGACAAGAUCGAUAUCGAAGCCAAGAUCAAGGAUGGGGCAGAAAACUUGCUCAGCGUCUUUGACCUCAAACUUGCUUCCAAUGCUAAACAGCAUCUUCGCAAACAGAUCCAGUCCGAACUCGACUCGGCCAACAACAAGAUCGCUGCACUCACUUCCCAACUCGAGCGAUGGCGACACAUUCAAGCCACAACUUGGCCAUCAGCUCCCUUUAGCUCAUCAUCCUCUCACCCUCAAUCCAUUUGGCACAUUCCAGCUUCCACUGUCUCGCGGCUCGAACAGUCUGCUCUAGGCUAUGAAGGUCAACCUCUCUUUGGCAAUCAAGCAGGCCCAAGUCGACCUCCUGUCCAUCACAAUACUAGCUGCCACAUCUUUCCCAGCCAUCUCGACCCUAACAAUGCAUCUCCACCUUCCACCAACUGCUUCAAUGAUCUGCCUGCUGCUAUCCACCCUUCUGCUCCAGCUCCUUUGGGCGGUCUAGGUAUAGGAGGGCUUGAAGGACACGCUCCCCUCACAUUGCCUCGUGCACCUUUAAUAGCACAGCCUUUGCACUCGCAUCGACCGCCGCCACUGCUCUUCGAUCGCUCAUCAUCAGAUCCAGCCGCACGUCCAUCCGCCGCUUUCGCACAGCCCUCCAGCUCUGGCUCUGGCUCUGGCUCUAGACAUGCGCCAACGACCGACAGAGAUGUCGAAGAUGCACGUGCUUCCAGGUCCCUUGCUCUCAUGCUCAUACGUUCAUUGCAACCUUCAUCGCCCUUGCCACCUCCCGUCAAGCUUCCAACACUCUCAGAAGAUGCCUCAUCGCCCUCACCCAGCUCGUCUUCUCCAAAACCGCUACCAGGCAACGCCAACGAUGCCGCAGCUGCAGGCGAUGCAGACUCGCCGCUCAACAAGAAUCUCGCCCUCCCGCGUAUGGCUAGACGCACUGCUGCUCGUUCCAGAGCUGCUGCCAUCACCUCUUCACAUGCUCGCACUCCUAGCAAUGCAGAAGGUCUCGGCGACCAAGCCAAGCAUCAGAUUGACCAAAUCAAUCGUCUCGUCGACAUCCUCAAACGACAUGCUCGUGUACGCUACGAGCUGCCUCUUGACGACCUCGUCGAUGCUGCUAUGCCAAACCUUUGCGACCGUGCAGGCAAAGAGAUCCGUGCUGCCACUUAUCGCCUUCUCCGACAUGCACUCGUUCAGCCGCUAUGGCCACUCGUCUCGCGAUGUCGACACAAGGGGCUUGACAUCUAUCUCUCGCGCACACUCAUCCGUGACAAUCGCUUUGAGCUCGAAAAGAUCCAGGCGAUCAAGCUCAUACGUGCUAUCAUCGAGUUGGCAGCUCUCCCCUCUAUCAGCACAGCACCCGAUCGUCUGGCGCUAGACUUGCAAGAUCUCUUGGCUUCCGGAGUGGUAAGAGCAUUGGCAGCAGUAGCAGAGCAUGCAGAGGACAAGCUUCGUCACAUCUCUCUCGAAACUCUGGCAGAACUAGCCGUCUUGGAUGUCCGCCUACUCAUCAAGGGAGGUGGUUUGCGCUCCACCUUGCAGGCUCUCACCGAAGGUCCGACCGACUUUUCACCCACGCUCGUACAAGUCUUUAUCUAUCUCGUCGACAUGCCUGCCACACGCCAACACUUGAGACCUGGUGUUGAUCUGGAGAUCGCCCUUUCCCGCUUCACAGAGUCUCCUGUCCAGAAACCGAUCAGCUACGAUGAGUUGCUUCGAUGCACCGCUUCGGUCGUCACCGUGUUGCUUCGCUCCUGGGCAGGUCUCAUCUACUUGUGCAUGGACGACAAGCGUGCCAUCAAGUCACUGGUGCAAGCGCUGCGGGUCAACACUGUUCAAGUCAAGAGUGCGCUCCUAGAUAUGCUCUACGACCUCUUCAAUGUGCGAGGUGCUACCGGUAGCGUCGAUCCAGCCAGCAAGCGAGAGAGCAGUCACAAGGCCCCAUCCUCCUCACCACGCCUCGAUACGGAAAGGACCAGCACCCGAAAUUCUAGAAACAUGGCGCCGCUCGGAGAACUGGGCGAUCAGCCACGAAGCAGGCUCAACCUCGUCGACCAUUACCUUGCCCUUCUGCUCGUAGUCUUUCUCGACUCGGGCUUGGUCGAUGCUCUGAUCGACGUGAUCGAGCAUGCUCCUUCAAUGGCAAGGAAAGCAACGAUGCUCAUGGGUGAGCUGCUCCAAGUCUCGAAGCGUGUUCAUCCUCCAUCCAUGGGUGGCAGCAUACAUUCGCUUCCUCGGCUCUUCUCGCUCGCUGCCGACUUCAGACUCGACAAGAGCGACGAGAGGCAAGCAGCUGCCAGCGCACUCUCUUCCAUCGACGUGGCCAACCGACAUCGUGCACACCACGAAGCCAUCACCAGCGCAGCAGCUCUCAGCGGCACCGUACAGACCACUGCCAGGGAUCGUUCCAACUCGCUCGAAGAGUCGAUGCGUAGAGGCCAGAGGCAAGUCGAAAAGACAAAGAUGCGUAUGGGCAUGCAGAUUGACGAUCUCCAGUUCCGCAAUAUGAUGGUCGGCACACAGAUCCUCGUUACCAAGGAUCAUACAAAGUGGAACCUCGAUACGCUCACCGAGAUGUUGGAAGGGCCUCUGCUCAAUCCGAAGCGGCUUGAUGAAGUGGCUAAGGGUACCAAGCUACUCAAGCGCCUCUUGGCCUUCUAUCAUCCUUUCGCACUUCGCUUCGCGAGCAUUCGUAAGCUUAAUGCGAAUCGACGCUUCGUGAGGCUUGGUUGCCUCUUGCUGAGCACACUAGCCUCAACACCAGAAGGCGUACGCGUGCUUAGUGAGGACCGCUUGCUGCGCGAGAUCCGUGAAUGCCUCGAUCAGCUCGACCCACUGUCAGGACAGUCCGGCUCGGAUCCGCUGCUCUCGCGAAAGCGUAUGCAGGAGACGCUCACCUCGGGAUACUUUGAGAUGAUUGGUGUUCUCACUCAGUCAGCAGAGGGCAUCCGUCUGCUGGAACGUUUCAAGAUCUUCACGCCCUUGUACCACCUCAGCGAGCUACGAAGCAGAGACGACAUUGUCAAGGCGGUCAUCGAGAACGUCGACUACAGCAUCGACGGACAUUCAAGGAUCAUCUUGGCGAAAGCACUCACUUCAAGCUAUCGUGACGUUCGUCUCUUUGCGACUCGCCAUCUGGCCGAGCUCAUCCGACAGCAGACCUUGCCAGCCAAUGCCAAGAAUGGGUCUGAUGCGCAAAGCGACUGGACAAUCAGCCUUUUGCUCACCCAGCUUUACGACCCGUCAGUGGAUGUGCGUCAGCUUGCGACCAAAGUUGUCGAAGAGGCUUGCGCAUCGAGUCACAUUCUCGAGAAAGUAGUCUCGAUGCGGCCUACACUCGAUCACCUGGGGGAUCUGGGUCAUCCAUUGCUACUCAAGUUCCUUUCGACAUCCGUCGGCAUACGUUACCUCUGGCACGGAGAAUAUGUGGAUCGCGAGAUGGAUGAGUGGUUUAAUGAACGCAACCAGUGGUAUGUGGUCCAAGUCGAGGUGAUGCUAGCAGAAUUCUUCAGCAUUUAUCGCAAGUCAUCUGGCAGUGCUGGUGCUGGUCACUCAGCCACCCAAUCGAAUGGCGCCUUUGCCUUCGCACCGCCUCCGUCAGUCGGCACUGAUGCACUGCACGACGGUAUAGUGCCACCGCACUUCUACGGAGAACUAGCCAAGACACGCGAAGGUUGCCAAAUCCUGCAGCAAAAAGGCCAUUUCGCCGAAUUCGCACACUUCAUCCGACAACACUCGGACGAAGCCUCGGACAGCGAACUGAUCAACAAACUCAAAAGCGUCCUAUGGGCCGUCGGCAACAUUGGCGCCAACGAGCUCGGCCUGCCCUUUUUAGAAGCCGAAGAAGUUGUUAGCCAAAUCAUCGAAAUCGCCGAAACUUCAGCGGUCCUCUCGGUUCGUGGUACAUGCUUCUUCGUACUCGGUCUGAUCUCCUCUACCAACUCUGGUGCAGAAGUAUUGCAGGACUACGGCUGGCAAUCCGUUUGCACACCCUUGGGAGCACCGAUGGGUCUAUGCAUACCCGACGACAUCAACCGUCUCAUGUCAUUACCGCGAUGGAAGGUCGACAAGGUACCAGAUCUCAGCUAUCUCGAGCUAGCCGAACCAGAAACGCUAGUGGUCAAUAAGAUCAUCACUUCGAUCGCAAACUUGGGCAACUCAAUCUUAGCAACCAACGCUUCCCGAUCGUUGAGCAAGUUGAAAGCGAAACACAAGUCAGCGUUCAAGGAUAUGUCCGUGUUGGCCAGGGCGCUGGAGUUGAUGGAUCAUUUUUACUAUCGCCUUUCGGUGCGAAGGUAUAUUUGGGAGCUGUUCGAUGUGAGUUUGGAUGAAGAUGUGAUACGUGAGGUUCAGGCGAGUAGGCAGAGGUUGAUUGAGGCUAAGCGAUUCCGAGCUGCGCAGCAGCAGAAUAGUUCUCAAAGGCAGGGAGGUGGGUCUGUAGAUGCAUCAACGCACGGGUUAAAUGGCACAACACGGCACAAUGGAGUAGCUCAUAGUCGAAAGCAACAUCAGCAGCAACCACCAGCACUCAGCGCUUUGGCCGAUGAUGACGACGAUGCAGCCUCGCAUUCAGAUUCAGAUCAAGACUCGGCUGGACCUCGCUCCGCACGUCCAAGCCGAACUGCGAGCAAGUACGACCAUGAAGCUGAUAGUGACGAGGAGCAAGACGAGGUCGGGCUGUCAAGCAACAUGUCAUCCGACGACGAAGCGAGUGAUACAUCGCAACAAGAUGCUAGUAAGCCGAUGCUGCAUCCAGUUGCUGCAGGAGAUGAACAUUUCGCCGCCACAGCCACAACAGCGCCUGGUGUCGCUGUAGCAGCGAGACGGCCCAGCAUGCGCUCUUCUACGGUGAAAGGAUACUGGACCGGUGAUGGUGGUGGUGGUGGUAGUAAGGAACCUCUGGAAGCGGAAAAAGUUGUGGCUGCCCCUGCGAAAAAAAUUGUUGGAUUUGGAGUUGAGGAGCUCUAA